Linum tenue is the source of this 2184-nucleotide messenger RNA. Lineage: Eukaryota; Viridiplantae; Streptophyta; Magnoliopsida; Malpighiales; Linaceae. The record is from the annotation of a GenBank genome assembly.
CAGAGAAUCUUUUUCCUCUUAACAGUUUCGAGGGAGAGAGAAGCCAUCUGCGGGACAGAGUUGCUUUCUUCUUCGCUUUUUUUGGUGGGUUGGGUUCUCUCGUCCGCCGCCGCUAAUAAUAGAACCCAGUGAGAGCGAGAGAGAGAAAAGGCGAAGGAGAGAUGGAUUCACCGACUUCGACGGCGACUUCAACGGCGGCGGUCGAUUCGUCGACGACGGCGACGGUCGAUUCGUCGACGUCGACGAGGAUCGUGGGGUCGAGAUCUUCGAUGAUCGAUUCGAUCCGUGGGUGCGGGCUGUCCGGCGCCAGAAUCGACAAGGAAGUGCUGAGGAAGAAGCUCGUCAUGCCGGAAUACCUCCGGCGAGCCAUGGCCGACGCGAUUAGGUCGAAAGACGGGGCGGAGGCCUGCGAGCGCCACCACAACAGCGGCGAACUGAGAGUCCCCGAGGACGCGCCGCAAUGCCCCAUGGUGGUGUUCGUCAAUUCGAAGAGCGGUGGCCGCCAUGGCCCCGAACUCAAGGAGCGGCUCCAGCAGUUAAUGAGCGAGGAACAGGUUUUUGACCUCUCAGAUGUGAAGCCUCACGAAUUCGUGAGAUAUGGACUGGUAUGUAUAGAGAAGAUGGCCAUCCUUGGUGAUCUUUGUGCCAAAGAGUGUCGGGAGAAAAUGAGGAUUAUGGUUGCUGGAGGAGAUGGUACAGUUGGUUGGGUAUUGGGAUGUCUAGCAGAACUUCACCAAGAGGGAAGACAGCCGGCUCCUCCGGUUGGGAUCAUUCCACUCGGUACAGGCAAUGACUUGUCGAGGAGUUUCGGUUGGGGAGGUUCAUUUCCUUUUGCUUGGAAAUCAGCUAUUAAGCGAUCUCUUGAUAGGGCCACUGCUGGGCCUGUUUGCCGUCUUGAUAGUUGGCAGGUUGUGAUUUCGAUGUCCGAAGGGCAAGUUGUCGAUGCUCCCUAUUCCUUAAAGGCUACUGAAGAUUGCCAGCUUGAUCAGGAUUUGGAAGUUGAGGGGCUGUUGGCUGAGAAAAUGGCUUGCUAUGAAGGAGUAUUUUAUAACUACUUCAGCAUAGGUAUUACCUUGUGUUAUUUGUAUGCCAUUGGGAAAUUUGUCUGCUCAAAUCAUUUCAGUCAACGAAGCUUAACUUUUUGCUAUGUGCCUACAGGGAUGGAUGCCCAAGUUGCUUAUGGCUUUCACCAUUUACGUAAUGAAAAACCUUACCUUGCACAAGGUCCCAUUGCAAAUAAGAUAAUAUACUCUGGUUACAGUUGCACCCAGGGCUGGUUUCUCACUCCUUGCAUUAACGAUCCCGGUCUGAGGGGGCUCAAAAAUGUCAUCAGGAUGCACAUUAAAAAGGUUAAUUGCUCAGAAUGGGAACAGAUCCCUGUUCCUAAAAGUGUAAGAGCGAUAGUUUGUUUGAACCUUCACAACUAUGGAAGUGGGAGAAAUCCAUGGGGCAACCCAACUGCUGACUACUUGGAGAAGAGGGGAUUCGUAGAGGCUCAUGUUGACGAUGGUCUCCUAGAAAUUUUUGGUUUGAAACAAGGGUGGCAUGCCUCAUUUGUGAUGGUUGAACUCAUAUCCGCGAAACACAUAGCCCAGGCUGCAGCGAUUAGACUGGAGAUAAGGGGAGGGGAAUGGAAAGACGCGUUUCUCCAGAUGGACGGUGAGCCAUGGAAGCAGCCGAUGAGCAGGGAGUACUCGUCGUUUGUAGAAAUAAGGCGGGUACCUCAUCAGUCAGUUAUGAUCAGCGGCGAGUAACAUGACCUCCGUAAAAGCAAAGAAAAACCCAGUAGCUCUGUUAAGGGGAAGAUUUGUUAAAUAUUCUUGUUAAUAUUGAUGGGGUGGAAGGAAGGGAACGCUGAUAAAACUGUGUAACACGACAAAAGAAAAAAAUGGUAGUGUCCAUCUGCUGAACCAAAAUUUGUAACCAUUUCUUUACUCUUUCCCUCUCCAGUGCGAGUGCCCCAGUGUGUGUGUGUGUGAUUUUAGCCUAGCCUCCUGCCUACUGGCAUUCCAUUGUAUCGAUAACUCAUUUGAAAAGUAGGUGUGAAUGAUCACUUUCUCCAGGCUAAUCGUGUUGAAAUAUAACUUCAUCUUCUGGUUUCCAUCCUGGUAGAUUUCAGUUUACAUCUUCUGGUUUCCAAACUAGGGCUGCACAAUGAUUCGAUCCAUGAAGCAAGCACUGUGU